Messenger RNA from Centruroides sculpturatus (bark scorpion), 1587 nucleotides. RefSeq lists its product as uncharacterized. The record is from RefSeq and is a predicted model, not a curated record. NCBI's taxonomy places the organism in Eukaryota, Metazoa, Arthropoda, Arachnida, Scorpiones, Buthidae. Bases 67 to 570 code for a protein of 167 amino acids. The transcript has 2 exons.
AUAUCUUAUAUACAUUUAAGAUCUGUUGUAUGAUAAGUUGCAUUUAUUAACAUAGGCUGUAGUUUUAUGAAAAUGGCAACGUUUAGUAAUAUGGCAAAUAUGAAUGCUAUUUUGUUUUCGUUUAGAAAUGCUUCUUCUAGACUCAGAAACAACUCGAUUUAUCGAAUAAGUAGAACAUACAUCGAAAAUCCGUCGAGAAAAUCUUGCGACAGACUUAAUUCCAUUACCAAUCUUAAAAUACCAUUUUGUAUUCAUCUCCCAAGGAGAUACUUAUGCUUACAGAAGAAUUUAUCAGAGGAAGAAGUAAAGAAAAACGUAGACAAUUUAUCGGAAAAAUUUAGUGAAGCUAUCGGACUACUAGAAGAUGCUAGACAGUCAUUAGGCACUGUAUAUUUUAGUGAAGAUAUGAAAGAAGCAGAAGAUACAGUUUCAUCAGUUUUAAAUGAUUAUAAUAAUCUUCUAGGAAAACUUCAUGAAACUCAAAGGAUAAAUGUUAAUAGAACUAUUGGUUUAAAAAUGCAUGAAUUGAAGGCACAACUUCAGUUGAUCAAGGAAAUGUGUCGAGAAUAAAUUAUCUGUAAUUACUAUUUAAAUGAAAUUAAUAUUUUGUUAAAGAUAUUUAUGUAAAUUUCAAAACAAAUUUUUCAUGUAAGAAUUGUUAAUUAUAAAUAUAUUUUAAAUUCAUGAGUUAUAUAUAUUAAAACAAGCUUGAUUUUAUUGUUAAGGCAGCUGUACACAUUCAGUAUUUGCCAAAUGCUAAAUAAUUGCAUUUUGCUAAAGUAUUUGCUUAAGUGUUUGUCAUGUGGUGAGUACACAUGCACACACAUCAUUUGCCAAGCAUUAGUUCAUUGUGAGAAUGACAAAUGAUUCUCUGAUAUCUAGAAAAUGGACAGUUUUUCAACAAUAAUUUUUCCUGCUACAUUUGUAUUUAUUAGUAGUUCAUAGCUAUUAAUGAAAAAUGAGCAAAUCAGUUUGGCUUACCCUACCCCACUUUUAAUACUCCAAUUUUCUACUUUACUUUGUUAUGACAUGAUCUAAAUGUUACUAUUAACAAGUCUUUUUUCAAUUUGGUGAAGAAUAUUUUCCACCUUGAUUAGUUUCAUUAGACCAUCAUACUUUUCCCAUUAACAAUAAAGUCAUGCUAGUCAUCUAAUUCAGUUCAGUAGAAAAUUUUUGAAUUGAAAUAAUGUGACUUCUAGUCCAAACUGGAAGUUCAUAUAUAGUUAAUCAGUGCCAUUCUGGUCUUGGCUUUCAUCUAUCUAACUCCAUUCUUGAGAUUAAGGAAGGACAGACAGGCAACAGAUGCAAGUGGAAAUUUACAGGUCUGUAACUUUGAAAAUUGCAACCCAAAAACAAGAAAAUACACAAAUGCACAGAGACAAAUAUUCAACCCCUUUGAUUUGACACAAUUUAUCAACAAGGAGUGGAAAGUGGUGAAUACUGAAUAUUUGUCACAAGGUAAACCAUCCAUACUACUUUGUGUUGGCCAGACGUUUGCUUAGCAUUUGGUUAAUACCAAAUUUAUGGAGCCACCCUUAUAAUGAAAAGAAAAUAAGCUAUUUACAAUACUUUGUUAAAGAACAAUAA